AUUUUUCAAUUAUUAAACGAGUUCAUUUGCAUAUAAACCGAAAUAUUAUUCACGAAGUCGUUCCCAUCUAGUGAACGUAGUGAGUGACGUUAUUUCCAUUUUAAGUGUUCAAGGAAACCCAUUUAAUACAUUUAAGAACUUUUAUUAUUCCCUUAAAUAUAAGAUAUUAAUUUAUUCCGAGUUAGUGGGAAGGAAAAUGUCGAACGUAGAAGAGGAAGGAAGAUUCGAUCUAGACGAAGUAAUUCUAGCGAACGAGGAUGGAAAAUCUGUGGUCGUAUCACGAACAUCCUUGAUAGAAAAAGGAGGAUUACUCAAACACUUCAUAAUCGUUUGUCCGAAUGAAGGAAAGUUUAUUCUCAGACUACCUGUAACAUUGGAAAUGCUCCAUCAAUUUGCCAGAUUUUUGAAUGAUGAAUUACUUUCAUUUCCUUACGCGGACGAUGGAUUCCAAAUGUACUUAAUCUGCAAACAAUAUUUUAUUAACGAACUUCAAGAAAUAUAUUUUAAUACUUGCAUCACGUGGAUGUACUUCCACCGCGCUUGUCAUAUCCACGAUUUGUCCUGUAGACACAACGAAAAACAAUUGCAAUAUCAUUGUUGGAAGCAUUUCAGUCUGUCUGAAAAAAGUUUAUUUAGUAGAGAUGAUUUUCAAUUGUGUGAAGAAACUACUGUCCACAAGUUAAUGACUUGCCCAGUGUACGUCAGUCUAGACGAGCUCGAUUUGUUCCAUGGACUUAGCAUGUGGAUCGAAAAAACAUUUGUGAAAUUGAGGGCAAAAAAUGGCAGCAUAUCGAAAAGAGACGUCAUAAAACCUUUCCUGUCUUUCAUCAGAUAUUUUGUUAUAGAAUCCGAACACUUAACACGUAUUGUGAACGACUGCCACGAAGAACAAACUUUAACAGAAGAAGAAGUUCAAUCCAUAAGAAGAUAUAUCACUCAGAAAAAUGUUGCCAUUCUUCCAGAAAUAGUAUCUGCUAAUGUUAUUCCUCGAAGGCUUUCAGAUUAUUUUUCAUUUAUUGCCAAAAACCCCGUGACAGAAGAAAUAUUAGAAAACGAAGAAACAAUGGAAGCAGAUUUUCGGUUUAUGGCUGAUAUUUGGGUACACGAAAAGUGCUUCUUGGAUGAAAUUAAACUGCCACUAACUUAUAAUAAAACUCAACGGAUAAAGGUUUUCGUCGGUGUUAAAUCGACUUACACACAAGAUUUUGUAUACGAACAAAGCACGUGUUAUAACAAUGGAAUUGUUGUUUUAAAGAAAGCGAAAUUGCUAUCGAAGCGUAGCUUUUAUAUCUUUUCAGUUAGGAUUCCUAAAGAGGUAAUAGAUUCCACUUCGAUAACGGUUUUACAAAAAGUACAAGGAUACGUUCCGAUCUACGAUUUCCUAGAUACAAUUACAAGACGUAAAGACAAAAAAACUAAAUUUUCUUGUACUCUUUGCCUCUGUUUUUAGAAAUUCUUUUGAUGUUUAUCUGAAAUUUUUAUGUAUUUUUAAUUGAAUGAAUACUCGUUUGUACUUCAAAACUUCUUUUUAUUUUAAAUGGAUGUAAAUUUCAUAAACUAUCGAUAAUUUUAUUGUUCUACUUCAAUAAUUAGAGGUAAUAAUUGCAAAUAUAAAUUUCAAUCUUUACCGUGACGAAAAUGAUUUUCCUAUUAUUGCGAAUGUGUUAAAGAAUAACAGUGUAAUAUAUA
Molecule: messenger RNA, 1689 nt
Organism: Centruroides sculpturatus (bark scorpion)
Lineage: Eukaryota; Metazoa; Arthropoda; Arachnida; Scorpiones; Buthidae
Exons: 2
Coding region: 197-1450 (417 amino acids)
Source: RefSeq, a predicted model, not a curated record